AUGUAUUGUGACUGCCCGCAAUUUCAAAGGUGUUGCUUCUGUUUGCCUUUAAGAAGAGGAGUUCUCGUGAUAGCAUAUUUGAAGAUUUUAUUCAGCGCAUUCAUGGUGGGUGUGUACAGUUAUGAGGUACAUGUUGAAAGCAAUACCGAACUAUUGUACCAAGGCCUCAGUGUCAGAUUACCAGCCGAGGCUUGCGUCUUCAUAUAUUGUGUAGAAUGCGUGUUUGCAGCAAUACUCAUCUAUGGAACACAUAAGAGAAUAACAAGACCUGUGAAAGUAUAUUACUACUUUUCCAUAUGCACGCUCGUGUCAUCAGUACUGAUGCAAAUAGUGGAUAUAUUCAGCAUAAACUCGCAUUCCUCCUUUUUCAUAUUUGAGUUGGGCUUACUUUGCUUCACUGGUAUAUGUAUACAAUUAUAUUUAUUGUUGCUUGUAUGGAAUUUGCUGAAGAAGCUUGAUGUGGAUGGUCCACACGUGUACGAUAACCAACUGCACCAGUUCAUCAACGGCGAUCUGAAGUUGGAAUCCAACGGAGUUUACAACCCUAGCACGAUUCCAGUAGAAGUGUAG
Messenger RNA from Diatraea saccharalis (sugarcane borer), 570 nucleotides. NCBI's taxonomy places the organism in Eukaryota, Metazoa, Arthropoda, Insecta, Lepidoptera, Crambidae. The record is from the annotation of a GenBank genome assembly.